AUGCCUACAGAAGUAAGCGAAGUCAACCGUCAAAAUCUUACGCUUUGCGUACCGAGGCGCUCGAGUCUGGAACCCAAGGCCUCUGCAGCGGACAACCUUUCUCGUCCUUUGGUUGUCCCUUCCUCGAUAAAUGAACUCGACGGUAGCUUACCACCUAACCACGUCAUCUUACGCGUGGAAAGGUUUGGAUUUAGCGCAAAUAACGUGACAUACGGACUGCUUGGAGAGCAUCCACAUUUCUUAUACUUUGAUUUUCAUCCCGCUCCUACCACUCAAACAACCUCAUCUAAAACUCAUGGUGUCAUUCCCGUCUGGGGUUAUGCCACCGUAGUCCGCUCGACGCAUUCAGAGAUACAAGCUGGCGAACGAGUGUUUGGAUACCUGGGAAUGUCUAGAUAUCUCGUCCUCCCAGUCGAAAGCCAUGUCAACAAGUUCAAUUUCUAUGUUCCUCGACCCCAUCUUCCAGCGGACAGGAGACCAUAUAAUCAAAUGACAAGAUGCAAUGCUGACCCACUAUACGAUGCUAAUCGUGAGGAUGAGCUCAUGAUUUUUCGCCCCCUAUUUUGGACCUCUUUCUGGUGUGAAGACUGGUUACACAAAACGGGUAUCAUAAAUACGGUACAGAAUGUCAUCAUAUCUUCUGCAUCGUCCAAAACUGCCUAUUGCUUGGCUUUUGUACUUGAUCUCCGGAGAAAGUACCAACGUGUGGCAAUACCCAAGGGUGCCAAGUGGACGAAGCAUAGUGGAAACCCCGAUAAACUCAGAAUCAUCGGAUUGACGUCCAAAAAGAAUGUGAAGUUCACUACGCGCUUAGGUCUCUAUGACGAGGUUCUCUCCUACGACGAUGUGCAGCGGCUCUCGCAACGGCCUGGCCAAUUUGCUUACGUAGACGUCGCUGGAAAUGAGGAACUGAACAAAAAGGUUUCAAAGUCACUCGAAGGACGCGUGAAUAGAUGCGUUGCCCUUGGGAUGUCCCAUCCACCAGGAAAGGACGAGGACGCCAAGUUCGGUAAUACAGCCCAAUUCGAGCAGUUCUUCAUGCCCGAGUGGCUGGUCAAGAGAAGAGAAGAGCUCAGCAUUCAAGAAAUCACCGGUCUCCAAUAUGAUGGGUGGAGUGCGUUGAUGCAGACCUGUCACCAAUGGAUCAAUAUUGAAAGAAUUUGGUGGCCAAGUGCCGCUACAUGGAUGGAUGAGGUUCCGAGUGUUUUGGAUGUUUACGAAGAAAUAGUGGGGGGUGAGGUAGGGCCGGAGAGAGGUAUUAUCAUGAGUAUGUGGACGGAGAAGGACACUAAAACAGAUUUUGCUAUGGGAGGCAAAGCCCGAGCUUUCUACUUUGCGCUCUUCCCCAACAAUCGUCAAGAUAAGAUGAUCCGAAAAGCCCCACCAUUACCGGCUCCUAGUUCCUGGUAUCCUGGUCAUAUGGCUGUAUUUACAAAAAACUUGCCUCAACUCCUUCAAAAUACACAUGUGGUCUUGGAAGCUCGAGAUGCUCGACUGCCCUUGACAUCAAUCAAUCCAAACUUCGAGAAAUUACUCAAGCAGUGGCGCUUAGAUAAAGGGUCGGGGUUUACAGGACCAGUGGAAAGGAUUGUGGUAUACAACAAAACAGACUUGGUGCCGAAUUGGGGUGUUGAGCCGUUUCAAAGGGCACUGUCACGCUAUUUUGACCAUGCAACCUACUUUACUACGGCGAAAUCAGGGAAAACCUUGGAUAUUGCGCGUGAACAUCAGAGCACUUUACCACAACUGAAUGUCCUGGUAGUUGGCAUGCCGAAUGUCGGUAAAUCGACCCUUUUGAACCACCUGAGAGGCUAUGGACUCAAAGGAGCAUCGUCUUCGGUCCUUCGCACCUCCCGGCUCCCUGGUAUGACGAGGAUGACCUCCGAUCGCUUACGAAUAUCUGCCGAUCCAUUAAUUUACUCGGUUGAUUCUCCCGGAGUCAUGGUCCCUUUUCUCGGGUAUGGCGACGUGGCUCGAGAAAAAGCCGUAAAGAUAAGUCUUAUAUUGGGUAUCAAGGAGAGUUUGUUCGAUUAUGAGCAACUGGCCGAUUAUCUGUUAUAUCGACUGAAUACCAUCGACCCAAUGCAGCCGCCAUACCCGUCCUUGCUGUCCAAUCCUACGCGGACCAGACCGGCGUUCGCGGCGACUGAGUCCAUUGACGAUUUCCUCAUAGAACUCUCCGAGAGGAUGGGAUACCUCUUAUCAGGAGGAGUACCAGAUAAGCAGCGCACCGCAAAAUGGUUUGUUGAAUGGUGGAGAAACUCGGCUGCUGGAGAAGCGAAAUUGGGUGGCACCAAGGAAUGGGGAUGGGGUCUUGAUUGCCAAUGGGAGGGGAAUACUGAUCUGCCCAUGAUAAUAGACUCAGAGGUUGUGACAACAACCGAAGGAGAGAAGAAAAGCGACACGCCUUCACCACUUCUCACUACCUAUAAAAACAGCCCUUCACCCUUGGACUUGGAGAAGCGAUUCUGUCAAGUGAUCGAAAGGUAUUUAGCCCAAGAGCCAAGUGAAACAGAAACUAUCAGCGAUACUCAGAUGAAAAAGCGUUCGCACGAGAAGGAGAUUCAAAGGAGACAACGGAAGCGCUUGGAAGCUUCCAGAAAGCGAACGGCUGCUCAGAAAUGGACGCGUCGGCGAUGA
This is a messenger RNA of Acaulospora colombiana, 2640 nucleotides long. NCBI's taxonomy places the organism in Eukaryota, Fungi, Glomeromycota, Glomeromycetes, Diversisporales, Acaulosporaceae. The record is from the annotation of a GenBank genome assembly.